UCCAUUCUAUGCAUCAAUUACCAUCAUUCCUCUCUCCCCGUGAGCCUUGUCCAAAUGCAAACAAAUAUCGGUAUCAUCUAUAAAAUUUACAUUAUCGCCUCCGAUAAAAAAAAUGACCUUAAAUAGCCAGUAAAGCCAGCAAAGAUGCUAUUUUUUUGCCAUUAUUUCACUUACCUUGCACUUUCUUGGUUUCUUGGAUUGUUUCAAAGCUUUUCUGGCAAUGAACAAGCUAACAAAGAAAGAAUGAAAGAUUAGCUUCACAAGGGCUGAUAAUAUUUUAUUCGAACAAAUGAAGAAAAGCUUAGUUGCUACAGAGGGUUUAGGUUAUUUUCCAAGUCCUGGAGCUCCCAAGGGAUGGAGUUCAGAGCGUGUGCCGCACCCAACAAGUACCAGCAGCAGCAAGAGGCACAUAAGUGCUGCUGCUUUGACACCAUUUUAUAGUGGAAGGACAUUGCCUUCUAAAUGGGAAGAUGCAGAGAGGUGGAUUUGUAGUCCAGUUUCAGGUUACGGUGUUACCAAGACUCCUUCUUUACAUUCUCAGUUUCAGAGGCGGCCUAAGUCCAAAAGUGGGCCUAUUGUGCCUCCUGUCAUGGGGCAGUAUUCACCUGCUAUGCAGCUUCUUGAUCGUGGUGGUGCGAAGAAUUUUAUGGCAGCGUCUCCAUUUUCGACUGGAGUUUUAGUACCUAAUGGGGUUUGUCUUAACUAUGGUGUUGAGCAGGGCUAUUUGAUGAAGAGUGAGAGCCAUGUGGCCCGCUCCAGUAGUGUACCUGGUUGGUCAGAUUUGGUUAGUGAGAAUUCGUUGACAAGCUCUCAAGAUGAGAAGCUUGAUGAAAUCUUGGAUGCCGAAAACAUGGCUUCUCAGGUGCCGUCACAAAGAGAUAUGGCUACACAAAUGAGCCCUGAGGGUAGUUCCCAGUCAUCUCCUAACUCUUCUUACGAACCACAGAGUGAUUAUCCUGCUAAAUUGGAGAUUAGGGAGGUGCAAGUAGAUAAACGAGCCACCAUGAUAAGCUGUUCCAAGAAACAUGAAUCCAGAAUCAUUAAGAAAGGCGUGCCAGAUAUUGAGGAAUUGUUCCAAAAUCCAACUGGCACUUGUGCUUCAUCUUGGGAGCUUACAGAGGCAGCAACUAGCAUUUCAAAGUUGGAAAGAGAAGAAGCCAAGAUUGCUGCAUGGGAGAAUUUGCAGAGGGCAAAAGCUGAGGCAGCCAUUAGGAAACUUGAGAUGAAACUGGAAAAGAAAAGAUCCCGCUCUAUGGAUAAGAUCUUGAAUAAGUUAAAAGUAUCUCAGAGGAAAGCAGAAGAAAUGAGAAGCUCUAUCUCUAUCACUCAGGAAGAACAGGUUCCCCAGACUUUGCACAAGUUUAGGUUCUUCCAAAAGCAUGUGCAGAAGAGUUCCUUCAGGACCUGCUUCACUGGCCAUGGCACAUAGCUUUGCUCUUAUAUCUAGUUCCAAAUUUUGUAUAUGCCUACCGCUAUUUUAGGCGUCAAUUGUCUUCCCAAAUUGGAAUCAGGAGGUUUUACAUUGCAAUGCUUAAUACUCUGCUGUUGAUGAAACUUGGUUAUAAGUACAUAUAGUUUGUAAACUUUUUGCAUCUCAAUGACUUGAUGCUCUUUUUUAAACAAAGAACCCUUUCACUUGUGGUAUUGUUGGGGGAAAAAAUUAGGAAGUAUUUUUCAA
Molecule: messenger RNA, 1678 nt
Organism: Mangifera indica (mango)
Lineage: Eukaryota; Viridiplantae; Streptophyta; Magnoliopsida; Sapindales; Anacardiaceae
Exons: 4
Coding region: 290-1429 (379 amino acids)
Source: RefSeq, a predicted model, not a curated record